GUUCCCGAACGACCAAUGAGCUGCGAGUGCUUCAAAGGGAGCCAAUGGCGUGCGGGUAUUUCCACCGACCACCAAUCAGCUGCUGAUCUGACCGAUCGGCUUUCAGGAAGCGGCUCAAAGUCGCCUCGCAAGCCGCAGCGGCAGCACUUUGACAGCGAGCUAGUUAGCUUCACUUCAUACCACUGCUCACUGACCUCCGCUCCAAAAAUGGCUGGUGUUCGAGCCCUUGGUGUUCUAUCCAGAUUCACAUCAAGGAGAUACGCUCUCUAUUCAGGUGCCACAUGUCGCACCUUCUCAGUAGCUCCUGCAAUGCUCGCCCGUACCCAUGUGAACUAUGAAGUCAAGGGCGAUGUUGCUGUCGUACGGAUCAACGACCCAAACUCCAAGGUGAACACACUGUCAGUCCAAAUGCAAAAGGAGAUGGCAGAAGUAAUGGAUGAAGUGUGGGCUAACAACGCUGUUCAAAGUGCUGUGCUCAUCUCCUCAAAGCCGGGCUGCUUCAUAGCUGGAGCUGAUAUUAAUAUGAUCCAGGGCUGUAACAAUGCAGAAGAGGUCACCACACUUUCUAAAGAAGGGCAAAAGAUGUUUGAGCGGAUUGAAAAAUCACCGAAGCCCAUUGUUGCUGCCAUUAACGGCUCUUGUUUAGGAGGAGGCUUGGAGUUUGCCAUCGCCUGCCAGUACAGAAUUGCAACCAAAAGUAAGAAAACAGUCCUUGGUACUCCUGAAGUGAUGCUGGGUCUUCUGCCUGGUGCAGGUGGUACUCAGAGGCUCCCCAAAAUGGUUGGUCUACCAAAUGCCUUUGACAUGAUGCUGACAGGAAGAAAUAUUCGGGCAGAUAAAGCCAAGAAGAUGGGGCUUGUCCACCAACUGGUAGACCCCUUAGGACCUGGGCUGAAGAGUCCAGAGGAGAGAACAAUGGACUACCUUGAGGAAGUUGCCAUUGAAUAUGCUCGAGGGAUCGUCAGUAAGAAGAUCCCUAUCCAUAAAGUGAAAGGCAGCAUGGAGAAAAUUCAAGACUACGUUAUGAGCUUUGGGUUGGUCCGAAAUCAGAUUUACAACACUGUCCAGAGUAAAGUUAUGAAGCAGAGCAAGGGGCUUUAUCCAGCCCCCCUGAAAAUCAUUGAAUGCGUAAAGGCUGGAGUUGAACAAGGCCCAGUGGCCGGAUACUUGGCUGAGUCUCAGAAUUUUGGUCAGUUGGCAAAAACCUCCGAAUCCGCAGCCCUGAUUGGUCUAUACCAGGGUCAGGUAGCGUGCAAGAAGAACCGCUUUGGAACUCCUCAAAGAGAAGUCAAGACUCUGGCUAUCUUGGGAGCAGGUCUGAUGGGAGCAGGCAUCGCCCAGGUGACUGUGGACAAAGGUGUGCACACGGUCCUGAAGGACACCACUGUGUCUGGACUGGCCAGGGGAGAGCAGCAGGUGUACAAAGGGCUCAAUGACAAGACCAAAAAGAAGAACAUCACGUCAUUCCAGAGGGACUCCAUACUGUCCAACUUGACCGGCCAGCUGGAUUACAGCAACUUCGCAAAGGCUGACAUGGUUAUCGAAGCUGUUUUUGAAGACAUUAACAUCAAGCACGCAGUCCUGAAGGAGGUGGAGGCUGUUGUUUCCCCUCACUGCAUAUUUGCCACCAACACAUCUGCAUUGCCCAUCAAGGAUAUUGCUGCGGCCAGCAAGAGACCCGACAAGGUGAUUGGGAUGCACUACUUCUCUCCAGUGGACAAGAUGCAGCUCCUGGAAAUUAUAACCACUGAUAAGACGUCCAAGGACACUACAGCCUCAGCUGUGGCAGUCGGCCUGAAGCAGGGCAAAGUCAUCAUUGUUGUCAGGGAUGGACCUGGCUUCUAUACAACAAGGUGUCUGGCUCCCAUGUUGGCUGAGGCAGUAAGAGUCCUUCAGGAAGGUGUUGACCCCAAGAAGUUGGAUGCACUCACCACAAGCUUCGGGUUCCCCGUGGGUGCAGCUACGUUGGCUGAUGAAGUUGGUAUUGACGUUGCCGCCCAUGUAGCCGAGGACCUCGGCAAAGCUUUUGGCUCCCGCUUCGGUGGAGGAAAUGUGGAGGUUCUGAAGACCAUGGUGGACCUGGGAUUCAAAGGUCGCAAAUCAGGAAAGGGUUGCUACAUCUAUCAGCCAGGCCUCAAGACCAAGGAGGUGAACCCAGACAUUGGCAAUGUCCUUGAGAAAUUCAGGAUGAAACCAAAUCCCGCUGUUUCAUCGGACUCUGAUGUGCAGUACCGGCUCGUUUCCCGAUUUGUCAACGAGGCCGUGCUGUGUUUGCAGGAGGGCAUUUUGAUCAACCCUUUGGAAGGAGACAUCGGGGCUGUGUUUGGGUUGGGAUUCCCGCCCUGCCUUGGAGGACCUUUCCGCUUCGUGGACUCCUUUGGUGCCGACAAGCUGGUGGAGAAGAUGAGGCAAUACGAAGCGGUCUACGGCAAUCAGUUUACGCCGUGCCAGCUCCUUCUUGAUCACGCAAAGGAUUCUACUAAGAGAUUCCACAUGUGAACCACUGACUCACCGUGUGUGCCGGUAGCAUUUAAUAGACCUGCAGUCCGCCACUAGAAUGUGCCUGACAUGUAUAACCCGAUCGGGGGCAAACCCAAUUGGAAUACACUUGUGUUGCAAGUUUAUUAAGUACAUCUUGUUUCUGCAGUCUAAUACAGUCCUUGGCCUUCAAAUGUAGGACAAUAUAACCUUCAUGAAGGUGGGAGUCAAUGGUUUUAUCCAGUGCGCCCAAUAAAAUGGCAACUGAGUGUGUUAUGUCAGAACAAUUGGAUGUUUUUUGUACUUUAACAUUGAUUUACUUGAUGGUAAUGUAUAGCUUGAGAAGCAGAUGGAGGCUAAUUAUUCACACAUUGCCAAUGAAAGACACUGUGGAGGUUAAAGAAUUAAAACGUUUUCCCAGCUGAUGAAUUAACUCUAUUAUUAAUGAAUGUCUACCAGGAUGUUUCAGCGUGUCUUUUUUUUGUACGUUGAAGACGUUUUCUGGCCUCGUUUGAACAAUGUUGUAAAUCUAAAGUCCGAAUAAAAAUUUGUUACGGAAUCAAA
This is a messenger RNA of Gasterosteus aculeatus aculeatus (three-spined stickleback), 3042 nucleotides long. It is a transcript of the gene hadhab, whose product is annotated as hydroxyacyl-CoA dehydrogenase trifunctional multienzyme complex subunit alpha b. Gene Ontology annotation, biological process: fatty acid beta-oxidation. Gene Ontology annotation, molecular function: enoyl-CoA hydratase activity; long-chain (3S)-3-hydroxyacyl-CoA dehydrogenase (NAD+) activity; NAD+ binding. Gene Ontology annotation, cellular component: mitochondrion; mitochondrial fatty acid beta-oxidation multienzyme complex. The record is from RefSeq and is a predicted model, not a curated record. Lineage: Eukaryota; Metazoa; Chordata; Actinopteri; Perciformes; Gasterosteidae.